This is a messenger RNA of Spinacia oleracea (spinach), 2058 nucleotides long. RefSeq names its product protein FAR-RED IMPAIRED RESPONSE 1-like. NCBI's taxonomy places the organism in Eukaryota, Viridiplantae, Streptophyta, Magnoliopsida, Caryophyllales, Amaranthaceae. The transcript has 5 exons. The coding region runs from base 1 to 2058 and encodes 685 amino acids. The record is from RefSeq and is a predicted model, not a curated record.
AUGGAUUCGACUGGAAUGGGUUCUACUGAAAUUGGUGAAGCUAGUGAGGCACCUGAUGGCGAUGAAGCGGAAUUUUUGUUUAGGUAUUCCCCAGCAUCGUCCUAUGAAGAGGAGGAGGUAGGUGAUGAUUUUAGUACCCCCAAAAGGACAAUGGUAAGAACCGCAUUUGGGGAAGAGAAAGAAGUUCCCCAACUAAAGAUUGGCAUGGUUUUUCAUGAUUGGGAGGAGAUUGAAGAACAAUUUAAGGCGUACGGGAGGCAAAAGGGCUUUGCUGUAGUAAGACGAAGCGGUGCUUAUAGGUCUUAUAGUAGCCAGUCGAAGGAUGGUAGUAAAGAGUUAGUGAAACAAAAGCGUAAUGCAUUGUGGACUUGUGAGUGCUUUGGUCAGCCAGAUAGGAAGCGCAAGGAGAAGGCGAUUGUUCCCUUCGAUUCCCCACUCUAUGAAAUAGUUGGGAGUGGCAUACGGAAGUCUAAGAAAUGUCAAUGUCCCGUCCAUGUGUAUGCUAGUGUAAAUAAUUUAGGUCAGUGGGUGAUACGUAGAGCUGUAAUGGUACAUGAGAAUCAUCACCCAACCCCUUCCAAGUCCAGAACUAUUGCUUGUUUUCGUAAAGGGUUUAUAAAAGAGAAUCCUCAUGUAGUGUCACAAAUGAAGGUGUGUUCGAAAUCUGGGAUGUCAGUUGCCCAAACGUUUAACUUAAUGGCUACGCAACGGAAUGGCAAAGCUUUAAUGCCUUUCUCACAGAAGGAUAUUAAUGAUGUGGUUGCUAAAGAAAGAAAGGCAAGGAUGAAGGGGGGUGAUGCGAAUGCCAUGUAUGAGUAUUUUAAGAUGAUGAAAGAAGAUAAUCCAAAUUUGUACUUCAUAUAUAGGCAAGCGCCAGAUGGUCGAUUGCAGGAUGUGCUGUGGGUUGAUGCUCGUAGUAGAGCGGCAUAUGAGGAGUUUGGUGAUGUUGUAUGUUUUGAUACUACGUACUUGACGAAUCAGUACAAAAUGCCAUUCGCGAACUUUGUAGGCGUAAAUCAUCAUGGUCAAAGCAUAUUACUUGGGUGUGCCUUGGUAUCUCAUGAGAACUCUGAUACUUUUGAGUGGAUUUUUAGCCAUUGGUUGGAUUGUAUGGGAGGUAAAGCCCCGAUAGGGAUCUUAACUGAUGAAGAUGCCGCAAUGAGGAAGGCGUUGAAAGAAACCAUGAGUGGAACAUGUCAUAGGUGGUGCAUAUGGCACAUUCUUCAGAAGUUUAGUAAGAAGCUCGGAAAAGAAGAGGAGUACCCUGAAUUAAAGGUAGACUUGGAGCGUGCAAUAUACGAUAGUCUUGAUUGUGAUGAAUUUGAACUAAACUGGGCAACAGUUAUGGAGCGGUACCAAGUAAAGGAUGACUGGCUUGAAGGGUUGUAUGAGGAAAGGCACAUGUGGGUUCCCGCCUAUUUAAAACAUUUGUUUUGGGCUGGCAUGAAGACAACCCAACGAGUUGAAAGUAUAAACAGUUUCUUUGAUUUGUAUGUUAACAAUCAUACUCAUUUGUAUGAAUUUGCGGAGUCAUACUGUGAGGCAAUGGAGGGGAGGGCUAAUGCAGAAAAUAUGGCAGAUACUAGUAGUGCAAGAAAUCUACGGCAAAUUGUGACUGCAUUUUCUGCCGAGGAAGUGUAUCAGAAAUGCUAUACGGAUGCUAAGUUUCAUGAGGUUCAAAGAGAGUGUACUAGGGUAUUGUAUGUCCGAUGUUUGAAGAAGGAAAUGUUGAAUGAGUGUGUUGAGGAGUAUGAGCUUGGGGAUAGGGUGUGGAUAAAGCCGAAAAAUUCAAAGAAGGAAAUUGUUACUAGACAUAAGAUCAAGCAUAUGAUAUUUUUGUUUGAUCUAAAUAACAUUGAGGUGCCUGAAAAAUAUAUUCUUCGACGUUGGCGGAAAGAUGUUGAAAGGAAGCAUACCAAGGUGAGGGUAAUGUACCAUGACCCAUUGAAGACGGAAGCUGUGUGUAGGUACGAUAAGUUAAUGGUGAUGAUUAACCCCAUAUGCCAUAAGGCAUCUACUUACAAAGAGACGGUGGAUAUUGCAGUGGAGAUGUUCUAA